Messenger RNA from Ceratotherium simum simum (southern white rhinoceros), 1331 nucleotides. RefSeq names its product succinyl-CoA:3-ketoacid coenzyme A transferase 2, mitochondrial. Gene Ontology annotation, molecular function: succinyl-CoA:3-oxo-acid CoA-transferase activity. Gene Ontology annotation, cellular component: mitochondrion. Gene Ontology annotation, biological process: ketone body catabolic process. The record is from RefSeq and is a predicted model, not a curated record. Lineage: Eukaryota; Metazoa; Chordata; Mammalia; Perissodactyla; Rhinocerotidae.
GCGCUGCUCAAGACCCGCGUGAAAGACUUGACCGUCGUCAGCAGCAACGUGGGGGUGGACGACUUCGGGCUGGGGCUGCUCCUGGGGACCAAGCAGAUCACCCGCAUCAUCUGCUCUUACGUGGGAGAGAACGCGCUGUGCGAGCAGCAGUACCUGGCGGGCGAGCUGGAACUGGAGCUGACGCCCCAGGGCACCCUGGCCGAGCGAAUCCGCGCCGGUGGGGCCGGAGUGCCCGCCUUCUACACGCCCACGGCCUACGGGACCCUGGUGCAGGAAGGCGGCGCCCCCAUCAGGUACUUCCAGGACGGCCACAUCGCCAUCCUGAGCCAGCCGAGAGAGGUGAGGGAGUUUCGCGGGCACCACUACCUGCUGGAGCACGCCAUCACGGCGGACUUCGCUCUGGUGAAAGGGUGGAAGGCCGACCGCGCAGGAAACGUCAUCUUCAGGCGAAGCGCCCGGAAUUUCAACGUGCCCAUGUGCAAAGCUGCGGAAACCUCAGUGGUAGAAGUUGAAGAAAUCGUGGAUGUGGGGUCGUUUGCCCCAGAAGACAUCCAUGUUCCUAACAUUUAUGUAGAUCGCGUCAUACAGGGGGAAAAAUAUGAGAAAAGAAUUGAGCGUUUAACAGUCCGGAAGCAGGAAGAUGGAAAAGCCAAGUCUGCAGAAGAUAUACGGACACGAAUCAUCAAACGGGCAGCUCUUGAAUUUGAGGAUGGCAUGUAUGCCAAUUUGGGCAUAGGAAUCCCUCUUCUGGCCAGCAACUACAUCAGCCCGGAUAUAACUGUUCAUCUUCACAGUGAGAAUGGUGUCCUGGGCUUGGGUCCAUUUCCACUAAAACAUGAGGUGGAUGCAGAUCUCAUCAACGCUGGGAAGCAAACGGUCACCAUUUUCCCCGGGGGCUGUUUUUUCUCCAGUGAUGACUCGUUUGCCAUGAUCCGAGGAGGCCACAUCAACCUCACCAUGCUGGGAGCCAUGCAGGUUUCCAAAUACGGCGACCUGGCCAACUGGAUGAUCCCCGGAAAGAGGGUGAAAGGCAUGGGGGGUGCGAUGGAUUUGGUGUCCAGUACCAAGACCAGAGUGGUGGUCACCAUGGAGCACUGCACCAAGGCCAACGAACCCAAAAUCGUGGAGAAGUGCACGAUGCCCCUGACCGGGAAGCGGUGUGUGGACCGAAUCAUCACGGAGAAGGCCGUGUUUGACGUGCACGAGAAGAGAGGGCUGACGCUGACCGAGCUCUGGGAAGGCCUGACGGUGGAGGACAUCAAGAAGAGCACGGGGAGCACCUUUGCCGUCUCUCCCAAUCUCAGACCCAUGCAGCAGGUGGCAGCCUAACC